AGACUUCCUUGAUCACCAGGUUCAUGUAUGACAGCUUUGACAACACCUACCAGGCAACAAUCGGCAUUGACUUCUUAUCGAAAACCAUGUAUUUGGAGGAUCGAACAGUACGGUUGCAAUUAUGGGACACAGCAGGUCAAGAACGGUUCAGGAGCUUGAUUCCUAGCUACAUUCGUGACUCCACUGUUGCAGUUGUUGUUUAUGAUAUCACAAAUGUAAACUCGUUCCAGCAAACCACAAAGUGGAUCGAUGAUGUCAGAACGGAAAGGGGCAGUGAUGUCAUCAUUAUGCUGGUGGGAAAUAAAACAGAUCUAGCAGAUAAGAGACAAGUGUCCAUUGAGGAGGGAGAAAGAAAAGCCAAAGAGCUGAAUGUAAUGUUCAUUGAAACUAGUGCAAAAGCAGGAUACAACGUCAAACAGCUUUUCCGACGCGUGGCAGCUGCCCUGCCUGGAAUGGAAAGCACACAAGACAAAAGUAGAGAAGACAUGAUUGACAUUAAACUGGAAAAGCCUCAAGAGCAGCCUGUCAGUGAAGGAGGCUGUUCCUGCUAAUACCGCGUGGCUCCUGCCUUCCUCAGAACAUCACUGCUUCCCCUCCCUCUACUCUCCAUUGACUGCAGUGUGAAUAUUGGCUUGAACCUUCCCCUUUCAGUAAUAACGUAUUGCAGUUCAUCGUCGCUGGCUGUCUCGUGGAGAUGAUCGAUUAGCUUCACAAGCACACACCCCCCCACAAAGAAAAUUGUCAGUGUCUUCAUUAUUUAUAAGAAAAAAAAAAAAAAAGCCAAAAUAUUCCAGCGUAUUCUAGUUAUAACUUUAAAAGGAAAAAAAAAAAA
Molecule: messenger RNA, 832 nt
Organism: Opisthocomus hoazin
Lineage: Eukaryota; Metazoa; Chordata; Aves; Opisthocomiformes; Opisthocomidae
Source: RefSeq, a predicted model, not a curated record